Messenger RNA from Oryza brachyantha (malo sina), 1461 nucleotides. RefSeq names its product protein arginine N-methyltransferase PRMT10. Gene Ontology annotation, biological process: peptidyl-arginine methylation. Lineage: Eukaryota; Viridiplantae; Streptophyta; Magnoliopsida; Poales; Poaceae. Gene Ontology annotation, cellular component: nucleus. The transcript has 8 exons. Bases 66 to 1205 code for a protein of 379 amino acids. The record is from RefSeq and is a predicted model, not a curated record. Gene Ontology annotation, molecular function: protein-arginine N-methyltransferase activity.
CAGCUACCAAAGCCGUCGUCUUUCCCGCAAAACUCAUCACAACAAAACCCUCGUCUUUCUCCCCCAUGGCGUCCCUCCCCAACGGCGGCGCCGCCGCCGGCGGCGGCGGCAGGGGUGCGGCAGAGGUGGUGGACAAGGAGGUGGACUACGCCAACUACUUCUGCACCUACUCCUACCUCUACCACCAGAAGGAGAUGCUCUGCGACCACGUCCGGAUGGACGCCUACCACUCCGCCGUCUUCCGCAACGCGCACCACUUCCGCGGCAAGGUGGUCCUUGACGUGGGCACCGGGAGCGGCAUCCUCGCCAUCUGGAGCGCCCAGGCCGGUGCGAGGAAGGUGUACGCCGUCGAGGCUACCAAUAUGGCGGAGCACGCCCGGGAGCUCGCGCGCGCCAACGGGGUCGCCGACAUCGUCGAGGUGAUACAGGGGUCCAUGGAGGACGUUGUGCUGCCGGAGAAAGUUGAUGUCAUCAUAUCAGAGUGGAUGGGGUACUUUCUAUUGAGAGAAUCGAUGUUUGAUUCUGUUAUUUGUGCGCGGGAUCGUUGGUUGAAGCCAGAUGGUGUAAUGUAUCCCAGUCAUGCUCGGAUGUGGCUAGCACCAAUAAGAAGUGUUCUGGGUGAAAAAAAGAUGGAAGAUCUUGAUAUUGCUAUGCAUGAAUGGAAUCUGUUUGUUGAGGAUACUGAGUCUUUUUAUGGGGUCAACAUGAAUGUUUUGACAAAGGCAUACCAUGCAGAGCAUGAAAAAUAUUAUCUCAAGUCUUCCAUAUGGAACAAUAUUCUUCCAAACCAAGUUAUAGGGCAAGCUGCUGUUAUUAAGGAAAUUGAUUGCUUGACAGCAACAGUUGAUGAGAUCCGAGAAGUUCGAGCACAGGUUACAAUGCCAAUCAAAAUGGAUAUGGCAAGAUUAGCAGCUCUUGCUGGAUGGUUUGAUGUUCAUUUUCGAGGUAGCAAGCAAAACCCAGCAACUCAAGAAGUCGAGUUAAGCACAGCUCCAGAUGAGAAUGGUGGCACUCACUGGGGCCAGCAGGUAUUCUUGCUUACUCCACCUUUGAGAGUUAGUGAAGGGGACAGUGUUAAAGUUUCUUUCACAAUGGUUCGCUCUAAAGAGAAUCACCGGCUCAUGGAUAUGGAGUUCACCUAUGAAUUGCACGAGUCAUCUGGCAAGCAGCUUCCAGCAAUCACAACCAAGAUUUUCUUAGAGUAGAACAAGAACGCUGAUUAGAUCUGAUUCAAUUGAUGGAAAGAUUGUGUACUGGCUACCAUAUCUGAGCCUUACUUGAUGGCUGCAGCCAAGCUUAAGUCGUCCCAGGUGUAUUUGGUUUUUACUAGAGGGCCUAAUGGCCAGAGUGUAAUACUAUCCAGAAUAUGUACACCGAGGUUAUUGUUGUGUGAGGCAUGAUAAAAGUGCCAGAGAUUUUGUUGUACCAUUGAUUAAUUAAUCGGCUUCAUGAUUGCUAUCA